GCCAUCAUCCUCCGCCGUGUGGGAAGCAGGUGGUGUCGAGACCCGAGUAGGGAGAAGCGCCGGGAGAAGUGACGGGCAGGCGCGCUGGGCAUCGGAGUCGCUGGACUCUGAGGCGGCGACGGCGACCUGACCUGUCCCAGACCCUAAGCCAGUCCCGGUCGCGGCGGGAGUACGCGCCUGCUCGGGGCUCCCCACGCGGCGGCGCCGUCUGUUUACGUUUGCAGAUUUCCAGGGGAGCCCACCAUCGUGUCUAGCAUGGCCUCUGAAGACAUUGCCAAAUUGGCAGAGACGCUAGCCAAAACCCAGGUGGCCGGGGGACAGCUGAGUUUCAAGGGCAAGAGCCUCAAACUCAACACUGCAGAAGACGCCAAGGAUGUGAUUAAAGAGAUUGAAGACUUUGAUGGCUUAGAGGCUCUGCGCCUGGAGGGCAACACGGUGGGCGUGGAAGCAGCUAGGGUCAUCGCCAAGGCCUUGGAGAAGAAGUCGGAGUUGAAGCGAUGCCACUGGAGCGAUAUGUUCACGGGGCGGCUACGGUCUGAGAUCCCACCAGCCCUGAUCUCUCUAGGAGAGGGACUCAUCACAGCCGGGGCCCAGCUGGUGGAGUUGGACCUGAGUGACAAUGCAUUCGGGCCCGAUGGUGUGCGAGGCUUCGAGGCCCUGCUGAAGAGCUCCGCCUGCUUCACCCUACACGAACUCAAGCUCAACAACUGUGGCAUGGGCAUCGGUGGCGGCAAGAUCCUGGCGGCAGCUCUGACUGAGUGUUAUCGGAAAUCCAGUGCCCAAGGCAAGGCGCUGGCCCUGAAAGUCUUCGUGGCUGGCAGAAACCGUCUAGAAAACGACGGAGCCACUGCCUUGGCAGAAGCUUUUGGGGUCAUCGGGACCCUGGAGGAGGUCCACAUGCCACAGAAUGGGAUCAAUCACCCUGGCAUCACUGCCCUGGCCCAGGCUUUCGCCAUCAACCCCCUGCUACGGGUCAUCAACCUGAAUGACAACACCUUCACCGAGAAGGGUGCUGUGGCCAUGGCCAAGACCCUGAAGACCUUGCGGCAGGUGGAGGUAAUCAACUUCGGGGACUGCCUCGUGCGCUCCAAGGGCGCCGUGGCCAUUGCAGACGCCGUCCGCGGGGGCCUGCCCAAGCUGAAGGAGCUGAACUUGUCAUUCUGUGAAAUCAAGAGAGAUGCUGCUCUGGCUGUGGCUGAGGCUGUGGCAGACAAGGCUGAGCUGGAGAAACUGGACCUCAAUGGCAACGCCCUGGGAGAAGAAGGCUGUGAGCAGUUGCAGGAGGUGCUGGACGGCUUCAACAUGGCCAAAGUGUUGGCGUCCCUCAGUGACGACGAGGGUGACGACGAGGAGGAGGAUGAGGAGGACGACGAGGACGAGGAGGAGGAGGAGGAGGGAGAGGAGGAAGGAGAGGAGGAGGAGGAGGAGCCGCGUCAGGGGGGGCAAGGAGAGGAGCCAUCCGCUCCGUCGAGGACGAUCCUGGACCCUAACAGUGGGGAACCAGCGCCCGUGCUGUCCUCCCCACCUCCCGCAGACGUCUCCACCUUUCUGGCUUUCCCCUCUCCUGAGAAGCUGCUGCGCCUGGGCUCCAAGAGUUCCGUGCUAAUAGCCCAGCAGACUGACACAUCUGACCCAGAGAAGGUGGUCUCUGCCUUCCUGAAGGUGUCCUCUGUGUUCAAGGAUGAAGCUGCAGUGCGGACAGCAGUCCAGGAUGCAGUAGAUGCCUUGAUGAAGAAGGCCUUCAGCUCAACCUCCUUCAACCCCAACGCCUUCCUCACCAGGCUUCUCAUCCACAUGGGUCUGCUCAAGAGUGAAGACAAGGUCAAGGCCAUUGCCAACCUGUACGGCCCCCUGAUGGCACUGAACCACAUGGUGCAGCAGGACUACUUCCCCAAGGCCCUGGCCCCCCUGCUGCUGGCAUUCAUGACCAAGCCCAACGGCGCCCUGGAGUCCUGCUCCUUCGCGCGCCACAAUCUGCUGCAGACGCUGUACAAGGUCUAGACUUGGACACCAAGCGGCCUCUCCCCAACCCUCAACUGGACCAGUGACUUGGGAAGGGACUUGGAUGAAGGACUCUGGCCGGAGACAGGGAGGGUCUUUGUCGCGUGUGUCGUGCUGGUCCCCCGAGUUUGUGUGUCGGUGUGGUGUGCGUGCCAGUGUGUGCUUCCUAUCGGGGUUGGGUUUUUAAAGUCUCCCUGCUGGGCUGGCCCUGGUCCACUGGAGGGGAGCUGGCUCCAGGCAAGAGGGCUGUGAGCUGCGAGCUGCUCUGCCAUUAAAUUCACCACCAUCUGAGGGCGCUCUGCUGAUCUGUGCCUCAGGUCGAGGCCUGUGGCUGUUCCCGCCCACUUUGCCCUCCUUACCCUCCUGGGCUGCACCGAGCCUGGGACAUGGCUGUCCCCGUGCUGUCCCCUCCCUCUGCAUUGUGGCUAGGCUGUUUCCCACACUGCCUGGGGCUGCUUGCUCAGCGGCUGCGGCUGCUUCCUGUUACCAGGCCCUGGUCCUGCAGCCACCACAGUCCCCAGCAUCCAUCCUGAUCUGAUCCCUCGGCAUGAGAGACAGAGGCUGCCAUGGGUGGAGUCACAGGGUGGUCAGCAGAGGGCAAGACCCUAGUGCCCAUACCAUGUGGACAGGAUGAGAAGGCAGUGGGCAGACACCAGAGGGUCCUGGAGUAGGCGAUGCCUGGACGGCACUGGCUCUGGACUCAUGGGGCCCUCCCCUGGCUGCUGAGGAGAUGACUGUGACUGGCCUGGGGGCCAAGCUGGAGGGGCACCUGGACAGGCCCAAACCUGUUCUCCAGCCUUGGGGCCAGGGCACGGCCCGCUGCUGCGUGAGCUACAUAUGUGGAGCAUUUAAAGGGCCUGGGGCAGGCGCAGGUGGGGACUGGAUGGACCUGUGAUGCCUGUGAUGCCCUGCAGCCUCCCUCAGCUGCCCUACAGAGCCCUGUGCUUUCCCCUUCAUGCUCUUUGUGUCCGGGCUGUGCCCGAGGCUUCACAAUAAAGUCAUGUGUGACGACA
Molecule: messenger RNA, 3014 nt
Organism: Miniopterus natalensis
Lineage: Eukaryota; Metazoa; Chordata; Mammalia; Chiroptera; Miniopteridae
Gene: RANGAP1
Product: Ran GTPase activating protein 1
Biological process (GO): nucleocytoplasmic transport; signal transduction; activation of GTPase activity
Cellular component (GO): nucleus; cytosol; perinuclear region of cytoplasm
Molecular function (GO): GTPase activator activity; small GTPase binding
Source: RefSeq, a predicted model, not a curated record